Messenger RNA from Cylindrotheca closterium, 363 nucleotides. Lineage: Eukaryota; Bacillariophyta; Bacillariophyceae; Bacillariales; Bacillariaceae. The record is from the annotation of a GenBank genome assembly.
AUGGCACACGACAAGGACGUUUGUGAUUUAGGUACUUAUCAUUGGAAGAAUGGUGAAAUCAUAUUGGAUGGUGAUUUGCUUGCAGGAGUGGACCCAGAUGAGCUGUGGGAUGAUAAAUACAUUCCACACAAUAAUGAAUACAAACAAGGCGAUGAGAAUCUUCGUAAUGAAAAGAUUGAUCAAGAUGAAAUUGAUGCUUUACUUGAAGAAGCGGAAGAAUUUAUUGAAAACUAUGAUGAUGAACACACAAAAAAUGUCAAACAAGAGGUGAAGAAGCGGAAGAAUUUAUUGAAAACUAUGAUGAUAGACACACCAAAAAUGUCAAAGAAAAGGCAAAGACAGGAGUGUUGCAAGUAUUUAUGA